This is a messenger RNA of Helianthus annuus (common sunflower), 1015 nucleotides long. Its product is annotated as 11-beta-hydroxysteroid dehydrogenase-like 2. The record is from RefSeq and is a predicted model, not a curated record. The transcript has 6 exons. Gene Ontology annotation, molecular function: oxidoreductase activity. NCBI's taxonomy places the organism in Eukaryota, Viridiplantae, Streptophyta, Magnoliopsida, Asterales, Asteraceae. The coding region runs from base 26 to 1015 and encodes 329 amino acids.
UGUAAUAAAUUCCGUCUCAAUUUAUAUGUUCAUUUAUAGUUUUAGUUUCCUCAUAUUCAAAGAACAAGACAUCUACUCCAACACAUCUUUGGAUAUGAUUCACGCGAUUUUAAAUGUCGUUUUUCCUCUUGUUUCGGUCAUCUUGUUCAUCGUCUUAGUUCCUGCAUUUUGGUUGUUCAAUCUCUUAAGGUUCUGCUUCAAAUCUAUGUAUCCCGAACAACUUGCAGGAAAAGUUAUACUCAUCACGGGUGCUUCAACUGGUAUUGGCGAGCAAUUGGCGAUUGAGUUUGCGAAAGAAGGAGCGUGUCUAGCGUUAGUCGCAAGACGAGAGAAGCAACUUAAUCUUGUAGCACAAUAUGCGAGUUCAAUAGGAUCACCAAAUGUGAUUGUGUUGCCUGCGGAUGUUUCCAAGCUUGAGGAUUGUAAAAGAUUUGUUGAUCAAACCAUCAAACAUUUCGGUAGAUUGGAUUACCUCGUAAACAAUGCUGCUAUUUCGACAUUUGGUUUAUUUGAAGACCAAACUUGUGCCCUCGAUCACGUUUCGGUAAUGGAUGUAAACUUUUGGGGAUCAGUGUACACCACGCAUUGUGCACUUCCACAUUUACGGCGGAACAAAGGGAAAAUCAUCACGUUAUGUUCUUGUGGGGGUUGGUUCGCCACCCCAAGAGCAAGCAUCUAUAAUGCAAGUAAAGAGGCAUUGCUAAGUUUCUUUGAAACUUUGAGGAUUGAAGUCGGUUCGAAUGUUGGUAUAACAGUAGUAACUCCAGGAUUGGUCGGGACACAAUUAACCAAUGUGGAACGAUUAGAGGAGUCAAACGCGUUGUGGAUACCAAGGUUGUCAGUUAAAAAGUGUGCAAAGGCGAUUGUUAGUAGCGCUAAACGCGAGGAUAAAUAUUUGACUGUGCCUUCAUGGACGAAGACAAUAUUCCUAUGGAAGAUAUUAUGUCCUGAAAUUGUUAACUCAAUUAUGAACUUUGUGUUCAUAUCCUUGGCAAAAAGAAGAAAGAUUCAAUAA